GGUGUCAUUGAAACCGGUUGUCUACCCUACUAAUAGUUACCGCCAUGUAUUGUGCUGAGGCAUCCAGAUAUGGUGUCUUGUCAUACUCAAAAAUGGUUAUAUAAAUUCUUCUCGUCUUCAAUUUAACCAAAUAUCUAUCCAGGCUCCUUAAUCAUCAAAGGCUAUUAAAAAUGGACAUGGAAAACAUGGAAACUCUUAUAAGUCCCCAAGAGGCCGAAAGCCUCAUCGAGACUGCUGCUCAGAUCCCCAUGCACGCCUUCCAGGUGGCUGUUGGUGUCUUAACGGGCCUAGCGCUUUGCUGCUUCAUUGCGCGGAUGGCCAUACGACUCACAUAUCAGAAGCAGCUACGCCUAGACGACGCAUUUUUACUGCUGGCUGCUGCUUGUCUAUGCGCUGCGACCGGAAUUUUGUACCAUAUCUGUUACUUUCUUUACCUACACUCGGCUGCUCUAUAUGUCCCGCAGGUCCUACCAUACAUCCUUCGAGAUUACGAAGAACUUCUCGGCUUGCAGAAGAAAGUGUACCCGUUUCUAGCCCUGUCAUGGACGACGACGUACUCUGUCAAGGGGUGCUUUCUAGCGUUCAUGCGUCCGCUCGUCUGGCAUAUCUCGCGGGCUGUCAAUCAGUAUUGCUGGUUUAUAGUGAUCUUUUGCGUGAUAUCUUGGGCGUUUGCUGUCUCGGAUCCAUUCAUAAUCUGCCCCUAUUUUGGAUUGGAAGGGGUGCAAUGCUUCAGCUCGACAGUUGAUCAAAAAAAGACACUCGGACUCACUGCGGCCGUCACAGCUCUAGACAUACUCUCCGAUAUAAUGGUCAUCAGUAUCCCCAUUAUCAUCCUCAGGGGCUCGUUCCUAAGCCGGUCUACCAAAUUCGGUCUAGGGGUCUUCCUUUGUCUCUCCAUUUUCAUGGCAAUUUGUGCCAUUAUCAGGAUAUCUGGAUUCUUCUACAAGGGAUUCGAGGAUGAUGUCUGGGAGUUCUUCUGGCAGCAGACCGAAGGCGCCGUGGCGGUUAUGAUGGCUUCAAUAACAGCAUUCCGUACGCUAUUCGUCAGACGCGCGGAGAAUCCCGAAGAGAGUACGCCUCACAGCCCAGCCGAGAGUUUUUUCCGCAGGUUGUUCAAUCACUUCCAAUUUCUAGCCCGAGCACAACCUGAGGAGAAACCAGCCUCAGCUCCAGGAAACUCGAAUUUCAGGCUUCCUAAGAUUCCGUCUCCUGUGUUUACUGGUGUGCGAACGUUUAUUCGUAAGAAUAAUCGGACUAAUGCGAGCGCUGCUACGUUUGCUACUUUGGAUUCCGGAAUUGAUGAGUCUGAAACGGAUUAUCACGGCGCUCUUAAAACACAAGCGCAGGUCGCUGGCAGCAAUAACUCUUCUCAUGGCUGAUAUUGAAACGUAGAGAGCGCAAGUCUUCGGGCCUCUUAAACCAGCAGACUACCAAGGUUUUAUUUGAACGCUAGAUUUUUUUCUCACCCCACCCUCGGCAAUUUAAUCAAUCAACGCUAAUCGAGCUGUUGUCGGAAGAAGAGCCAAGGCAGAGGUACACCAACUAUAUGUUAGUCAUUACGAACUUGACGUCUUAAACAACGACCAUGAACUUACAAUUCGUUUAAAUAAUUCCUAUGACACGUUUGGGCUGGUAAUGUAUCAUAAUAUUAUCACAAAUACUCCAUACCCCAAUUGAAGUACCUACCGUGUGUCAAAAUGGGGUUAAGGCAAUAUAUUGAGUAGCU
Molecule: messenger RNA, 1726 nt
Organism: Hypoxylon trugodes
Lineage: Eukaryota; Fungi; Ascomycota; Sordariomycetes; Xylariales; Hypoxylaceae
Exons: 4
Coding region: 171-1379 (402 amino acids)
Source: RefSeq, a predicted model, not a curated record